UUCAGAUCAGUCACGGCAGCAGUGUCAUGAAAGUCAGCUGCCAGACAACGUGGGUGUUGCUUCAUGUAUCAGUCCGGCAACUUUUCCCCAAAGGUCAUGUGGCCAGUCCUGAGAGACGAUGGAAGUUAUGAAAUAGUGAGUUUUUUUUUUUUUCAGACCCUGCCUCCCCAACUCCCCACCGUCAGUGGUUUGAUACGAAUAGUAAUCUUAUCUCUCUUGUCUUAACUCAUUUGUUGACUGUUGGCUGUGGCGUGAACACGUACCUCUGAUAACAUCACCUGGCGGCGCUGGUGACGCGGAGUAAGCCUGCAGCACACGGCAAUAACGAUGUGAAUCAAUGAAAUCUCUUGGAAAACUCAAGAGCUCAGUCAACCGCACUCAACCCUCGCCACCGUUCUCAACCCUGAGGUCCAGCAGCUUGAGAUGGAACAACGAGGCGGAGUUUGACGUGCGUCGUGGCCGCUGUGGCAGCAAGGCAGAGGCAGGCAGCCUGAAGGAAGGGCAACAGGCGAGGCAGGUAGCCUAAAGGAAAGGCAGCAGUCGAGGGAGGCAGCCUGAAGGAAGGCCAUCAGGAGAGGCAGGCAACCUGAAAAGCAGCAAGACAGAGGCCUGAAGGAAGCGGAGCAGGCGAGGCAGGCUGCCUGAAUCAUGGACGACAGUUUGGAGGACUGCCCUAUAUGCCAUAUCACAUUUGACGACACCCUCAGGCGGCCACGCACUCUACCAUGUGGCCACACUCUCUGCACGCCGUGCAUUAAUGAACUCAAGGAACAGGGUUCCGUCAAGUGCCCCAUAUGCAGGGCGAGUCACGCCGUGCCCGAGAUGGGGCAGUUCCCCAUCUCCUAUAUUACAGAGGGUUUUAUCAAGAGACUGAGAGGAUCGGCCUCUCUGCCACCCAAGCCAGGGAAGCAGGCACCCCCUCCAGUGACACAGCCUUCACCAAAGGCGAUAACGGGACUCAGCAGGAGGGCACAGUCUUUGCUGCAGGAGCAAGAGUUGAAGGUCUUGGCUGCCAUCCGCUCCUGCGAAGAGGAGCAGAGCCAGCUGGCCGAUUAUCUGACAACUCUCAUUGGCUGGGAUAGUCGCCAGCAGCGGAUGGAAGACGAGCUGCAGACAUUGGUGGACCAGAGCAAGAGUGCCCGAGAGGUGGUGCGCCGCGAGGUGUCCCGGGUGAAGGGAAAGCAGGAGGAGGUGCAGCAGAGGGAGCAGCAGCUGAACGCCACGCUGCAAGCGCUGCGCAUGGCCACAACACGUCACGAAGCUUAUGAGAUCAUUGAGGAUGCAGCCCAUCUUGCGGAGGAGGAUAGUCAGAGGACAAAGGAUUUCCUGGGAAUGUUUCCCGACGUCCACGCCGUCACCACCGUUGCCAAGGUGGCAGAGGCAUCCCGCGCAGCCCUGCAGGCAGCUGCCGCCGCCUCAGCUUCCAUACAGGCAGCCCUGGAGGCAGCGGGCACUACUGCUGCAGCUGUGGGGGAUUCCAGCCUCCCGGCAACCUUAGCCGAGGCCUCCUCCAUCGCAGACAGGCUGCAGGUCUUGCUGACGCCGCCUCUUACGACCGAGGAUCUGUUUAGCCUGAGGCAGCCUGCUAAGGGCAUGGUGGAGGCUGGCCUUGUCUUCGCCGUCCACGAGGUGGAGGGACGGAGUCGAUACGCAAGAAUCAGCCUUGAAGACGGCCGCCUGCAUCUUCACUCCCUGCAGGCCCAGGCACCGCCCUCCUGCGCCGUCACCUUGCAGAUGGUGGAAGUGGUGCCGGCCGGCCCCCCUUGCGAGGUGUUCAUGGACCUGGAGUGGCCCGGCAGCGCCGCGCGGCGGGUGGUGGUGAGUCUUCCCCAGUACACACCCCUAGGCCUGCAGUUCGUGCUGCUGUGCUCGGGCCAGCGGGGUGCCUGUUACGCCAACUCCAGGCUGUUUGAAGUAUGGGAUCAAGGACGGCCUGGGGAAUAUGUGGUUGGAGGAGAUUACCAGACAGGUAAUGGGUGGGGAGGAGCCGCCCUGCUGCCUCACCUUGACCAGGGGGAGUAUUGGCAGUCAGGCCAGGCGGGGGCUGUGGGGGGAUGGUGGGGAGGUGACUCUGCCCAGGGAGCUCAGUUCUACAUCACCACACGGGACCAUCGGCCUGGUGUUCAGUAUGAUAUCUUUGGUAAGGUGGUGCGGGGCCUGGAGGUGGUGGUGGCAGCAGCCCGACACCGCCCCAUUACUGAGGUGACUGUGGAGCAGUGUGGCGUGCUGCUGUCACGGUAGUGCUGCACCCACACCACAACACCACACCACACCACGCAGCCAUAAAAGGAGUUUUUUUUUUUCCGUGUGUGUGUGUGUGUGUGUGUGUGUGUGUGUGUGUGUGUGUGUGUUUUAAUGGAGAUGAAACAAGCUAACAACAAAACAAACAAAUGCACACAUAAACACACAAUCAAGCAAACACAAACAAACACACACACACACACACACACACACACACACACACACACACACACACACACACACACACACACACACACACACAC
Scylla paramamosain (green mud crab) is the source of this 2504-nucleotide messenger RNA. RefSeq lists its product as uncharacterized. Gene Ontology annotation, biological process: protein peptidyl-prolyl isomerization; protein ubiquitination. The record is from RefSeq and is a predicted model, not a curated record. The transcript is spliced from 7 exons. Bases 649 to 2241 code for a protein of 530 amino acids. Lineage: Eukaryota; Metazoa; Arthropoda; Malacostraca; Decapoda; Portunidae. Gene Ontology annotation, molecular function: ubiquitin protein ligase activity; peptidyl-prolyl cis-trans isomerase activity.